CGAGAACGAGCUGGCUCAGUUCCGCUCCCGAGGUCGUCCAGGUUGCGUCAUUCGCUGUCCAGUCGGUUUAAGGGUCUCGGUCUCAGGGAAGUGUGUGGGAAUAUGGGUAAAUAACCAUCACUUUAAGGAGAGACUGGAUACUUAUUCAGUGGUAGUAGUCAGUGCGAGGAGGUGAUUUUUUUUCAUUCGCGACGCAUCCCGAAGAAGAGAAUUGAAGGGCUGCGAGAAGGGGCCGGGCGAACUUUGUGAACAAUACUGGGAGUGUGUACGUGUGAGCUCCAAAGAACCUCGUGUUCCCGGAGCAUAAGCUUUAAAGUGACCCGACAAUGCUCUGACUUUUUCUGUUGUUACCGAUAGUGUGUAAUCUUGUGGCCCAGUCGUUCCUCACGAAGAGCCACUGCUUGGGUUGACAAUCACGCCCAAAGUCACGCAACCAUUCUCCGAGGGCUUAAGGACGCUCUGUCAUCCUGAGGUUACAAUAGACUGGGCGGAGGAUUUUCAUUUUGUGCGGAGUGACCAGAGAGUGUGCGUGUCAUGGAAAACUUGUCUGUUGCAGAUGUGAGAAAAAUGUGUUAGUGUGUUAACCAAGGUGAUAUAUAUAUCUCUCUUUUGAAAAAAAGUAACCCAUACAUAUACUUAUAAAGGAAAACUAUAUAUUCCGACACGUAACACAAUGCUUCGUGAAUCUUCGGUGACGUACGCGAGCCUGCCGCAGGAGGAGGGCUCACCGCAGGCCGAAUACAUCACAACCCGGAGCAUCGACAGUCCUCACACUCGCCGCGACUGCCACCUGGCCGCCGUCAUCACAACCUUCGUUAUCGUUAUCGGCGUCUCCCUUGCCGUCAUCCUUCCCCUCACCCUCAGGGGCGCGCAAGACGCCAGCGGGCGAGACGACGAGAGCGCGGAUUUGCUUUGGAGCCACAUUAGCCAGCUGGGCCAGCAGCUUGUCGAUAAAGAACGCAUCCCCGACGAAGGCACAGCGGCCGACGGCGCAGAAGACGCUUUCGGGAACCACACGGACGACCCAGACCUAGCCGACCUUCCCGAGCAACCCAAGCUCACGACGGCGGAAGCCAUCUUGCCUGUAAAUGCAGACUCGCUAGACCAUAAAGAGGACGAGGCCGACAAUCCUAAGCCUGUUUCGACCACUCCUGCACCCGUACUCACUGUCCACGAUGGCCAAUACUUCUCCAACGGCAAAGGCGAGGCAGAAGAGGGAGGAGGAGAAGUGGAGGGCGGAGCGGCUGCCGAAGUGGACACGGAAACUGCAGAAGGAGGGGGAGAACCCAGUAGUGACUUCAGCGACACAGAUACUGGAUCCGAAGGAGAAGCAUCGUCAGGUAGUAACGAUGAGGAAAACGCAGCAUCUGGGGCAGAAGGAGGAGAGAAUGGCCAAGACGCAGCACCAAUGACCACCGCGCCUCCUGUAGUUACCUAUAAACCCACGCCAACUCAUGUCAACGCAGAAGUGCAGAUGUCAUUUCAGAAAACUACCCUGCAGCAGGCGGCAGUGACUCCCCCCGGGCCAGCCUCCACGCUCAGCCGCGACGAACUCUUCGACCAGAUCUUCGGUGCCGGCAAUUCGGUCAAGCCAGGCACGGUCGCCGGCUCCAGUUGGAUGAACGACGUCCUCGGCGCUGAGGACGAGGUGACGGUGACGGUCCUGGCGGUGGUCGUGGCGAUAGCAAUGGCUGCCGUCCUCGCCGCCACCAUCUGCCUCGUGUACUCAAGGGUCAAAGCUCGGAGGCGGAGGAUCAGAAUCCACAACGUGAUCACCGACCUGCAGUCACGAGACAAAAUCGUUCUCAUGAAUUCGGACGAGUCGGAAGAAGAAUGAGCACGGGAGAAGAAAAGGGUGGCAAAGGAAGAAGGAAUUGGCGAGGAAGGGGAAAGAAAAGGGAGCGAGGAAUUUAAAGGACAAAGACCCAGAAGGAUUAAGAGUGACGCGGGAAAGGAAAUUAUGGCGACAAGGAACGGCGAAGAGACUGGAAGGACAGUUAGUAACGAGGAAGAAAAACGAAAAAAGAAGAGAGAUGUGCGAGUGGCAUGUUCGCUGGGCAUGUUUAUACCCAGAUUAUUGGCCAAUGUUCCAGAAUAAAAAAAAAAGGAAGAGAGA
Messenger RNA from Penaeus monodon (black tiger shrimp), 2116 nucleotides. RefSeq lists its product as uncharacterized. The coding region runs from base 674 to 1837 and encodes 387 amino acids. The transcript is spliced from 4 exons. The record is from RefSeq and is a predicted model, not a curated record. Lineage: Eukaryota; Metazoa; Arthropoda; Malacostraca; Decapoda; Penaeidae.